GUUAAAUAUGCUGCUUUUCAGCUUCCGAGUCGUUCUUUUAACCCCUCAUGGCUUCCCUGUUGCAUCCGCCAUCAUUUGACACGACGCUGGGUGCUGUUCUCAUAGGAUUUUCUGUAUCAUGCGUUGCAUUUGGCGCCAUUCUUGUUCAAACUUUUCAUUACUUCACAAGAUUUCCUUCGGAUAGGUUGGCCUAUAAAAUUAUUGUUAUCACGUUAUUAGUGCUAGAGCUUUUGGACCAAAUUUUUAUCGGGCACACUCUUUAUUUUUACGCCAUAACAAACUUUGCGAACGUUCUCGUUAUUCUUCGCGCCUCAAUGACAUGGUCUUUUAUUAUGCAGCAAUUGCUGGGAUCUAUCUGUGGUACUGUGGUCAGAGUGUGCUUCGCCCUACGUGUCUGGCGAUUUAGCAAACACAACUGGCUUAUUACGACAUCUCUGAUGUUAUUAAAUUCCGGUGUUCUGGGCGCUGCGAUAGCCUUCAGUGUCAAAUCUUUUUCACUACCGAGCGUGUUCGCCGUAGCAGGACUCAGAGUACUAGGAACGGUGGCGUUGGGCUUAGGCGUUGUUACCGAUGUAUUGACUGCCGCAGCACUAUGUUACUUCCUCAAUAGAUUUCGUACAGGACACGCGAGGUCGGAUACACUCGUGAAUGGCCUGUUGAUAUACGCCAUCAACACGGGCGCGGUGACCAGUUUGGUCAGUACAGCUACUUUGACCUUGUACAAUGUUAUGCCUGGCAAUCUCAUCUUCGUAGCGGCAUAUUUCCUUCUAAGCAAGGUAUAUGCCAUUUCGUUUUUGGCAGCUUUGAACACACGCAAAGUCGUGCGUGGCCGGGGUACGACAGAUCGGAACACCAGUAUCAUUCCCUUUCAAGUGACCUCCCGGAUGCACGUCUCCGAGCCGACUUUGAUUGACGCACAAAUCAGCUCUCAUCCCGCGGAGUUUAUUAAGAGGGGCAUAAACAUGAGUGAUGAUUUUCUACGGAGUAGAGAAGUCAUUCCGAUGCAUAACAUUUCCCAUCAUCGAGAAUACGAUCUUCCAGGAAUGGCAGUGUAAAUGAAUCGUG
Guyanagaster necrorhizus is the source of this 1065-nucleotide messenger RNA. RefSeq lists its product as uncharacterized. The record is from RefSeq and is a predicted model, not a curated record. NCBI's taxonomy places the organism in Eukaryota, Fungi, Basidiomycota, Agaricomycetes, Agaricales, Physalacriaceae. Bases 48 to 1055 code for a protein of 335 amino acids. The transcript is spliced from 19 exons.